AUGGUGGCUGUGGCAAAAGCUAUUAUUUUAAGGAAAAUAAUACGAAUACGAAGAGAAAGACGACAAAGGCGUCUUCAUAUAUUGUUGGCUUUGAUUAAUAGAAGAAGAAAGAUUUGUCAGUUGUGCUUGUUACUGCUAAAUCUUAUUUCUGAGGAGAAUGAAAUACCUAGAAUUCGUUCUUGUCGUCGGCUUGGAAGAACAUUAUCAUGGAGACACUGGUGGGAAUCUAUAUGGUUCACCUAUUCAGAAAAGCGCUUUAGGACUACAUUUCGUGUAUCACGAGAUAUUUUCACGAUGAUUCUUGGCAAAAUUGAAUGUGAUUUAGAAAAGAAAACAAUGUCAGAGCAACCAGUCUCACCAGCAUGUCGAUUGGCUAUAUGUCUUUAUAGAUUAGCACGUGGCGACUAUUAUUACACUCUUUCUGAAAUGUCUGGCCUUGGAAUAGCAACAUUACAGCAGAUUGUCAAAGAAGUGUGCAAAAGCAUUGUAAUUCAUUUAUGGAAGGAUGCUGUUAGUGCGCAUUUUCCCUCGUCAGAAGGACAUAUGAGGGAAAAAAUAAUUGAUAUGGAAAAAACUCUGGCUAUUUCCAUGUUGUUGGUCUGCAGUUGA
Xenia sp. Carnegie-2017 is the source of this 609-nucleotide messenger RNA. RefSeq lists its product as uncharacterized. The transcript has a single exon. The record is from RefSeq and is a predicted model, not a curated record. Lineage: Eukaryota; Metazoa; Cnidaria; Anthozoa; Malacalcyonacea; Xeniidae. Bases 1 to 609 code for a protein of 202 amino acids.